UGAUUUGUCAACUGGUGAAUUUCACCAUGGUCUCUCGCUCCUAGAGAAUUUGGAGGAAGACUUGUCAAGAAUUAAUCCAGCAGAGCAAUGGAUUUAAAUCAGUCAGAGGCUCAACACAAAGCAACUCUUUAGCAAGUGAACCUCAACACCUUAAGAUGACCAGCAGUUUGCACAUAAAGGUUGUGAUCCUUAUGAGAAGUGAAUAUGUCACAGGUCAAAUGAUAAUACAUCAUUACUAUAGCAUUCAUCCUUACCACAUCCUUAUAGGAUAUUACCAAUAAUGUUCAGGCAUGUUAUCUAAUUAGCAUAAGCUUAAAAUUCUGAUUGGGUAUGGGUUCUGUUCUGUUCUAUAAUACUAUUAGCACUCCUAAAUAAGGCUCUUUAAAGAAUCAUGUACACAAUGGAACUCUUAUUGGGUUGUCCACCUCUAUCUUGUCCUUUAAGAGACCCAAAAGACCAGAGAAUUAAUGAAUGUAUCUCAUCUGUGACAUAACAUUUCAAUGUGUUUAAGUGUGGUUUCACCACCAUUGCCAGUACAACUAAAAUUCAGAUCAGUUCAAGGGGAAUCUUAUCCUUAACCUGGACAAUGAUCUACUCAGAACUGAAAAAAUAUUUUUCAAGGGUUCCAUGUACUUAAAUCCAUUAUCAGGGACAUACAUUAUGUUGGUAAUGAGAAAGUCAGAAUUCUUAAUCUUUUCUUUUUCAAUGUCCUCACUGGAACAGAUUUUAAUGGCUGAAGAACACCUGACAAGUUUAGGUACAAAGCACAAUCAUAAAACAGGGAUAAAUAUCAAAAAGUCCUCCUUAGAGAAUGUGAGGGAUUAUCACCUCACCAUUGUCCCUUCAGACUGGUUCACAGUGGAUUCAUCACAUCAAGAUGGUGCAUUGGCAAGAUUGUUGAAGUCUGUAAACUUUUCACAGUUUUCAUCCUUAGAGAUGGCUGCUGGAUAUUCCCUUCUAAAAUUUGUAUCUUAUACUCAGAGAGACAUUGCUCCCCUUCUCAAUCAACCAUCCAAGUUUUCACUUCAAACCCAUAUGGCAAUAGAUUCAAAUACAAGACGAGCUCUGGAACUGACAAAAUCCUUGGUGGGUACAGACUCAAAAGCUACGCUUUUUGGAGUCAUGAAUAACACUGCAACUGCAUCAGGGCAAAGACUGCUUUAUUCCCGCCUUUGUGCACCCUCAAAUGAUGUUGAUGUGGUACAAAAGAGAUUGAAUGUAGUUGACUUCUUUUGUAUGAACAGGCAUCUUGCUGAGGACAUUCAGAAGGCCUUGAAAUCAUGUCCAGAUGUAGAGCGUAAGAUGCAAAAGGUUGCAACAGGGGCUGCUAGUCUGAGUGACCUUCAUGCCAUAUACAGUGCAAUAGCUCUCUACAAGUAUAUUCUCUUGCUGCUCCACGAUACAUACUUUAAUGUUAACCUACAAGCUAUUGAGGAGUUGCUGAUGAAGGACUUCAGUUUGCUUGAUGACUUGUACAGAGAGUUGGAUACAGCAGUUGGUAAAGUUGAAUCAGAUCAUACUGUCAUGAAAGGCUACUCCAACAAGGCAGAUGAGAUCAAGGAGAAACUGUGCAAAAAUAUGAAACAAGUUGACAAGUUAAGAGAUGUUUACAGAGUGAGCCUAAAGAUUCCUCGCCUGACUAUCAGCAACCACAAGUCCUUCAUACGAGUUGUAGAAAUACCUUUAAGUCAGAAAAACUCUCUAGGGUGGAACCAAGAUUUUGUUUUUUUGGAAAGUACCAAAGACAAAGCACGCUAUAUUACUUUAAAACUCCAAGAGCUGAAUGCAAAAUGGAAAGCUUUACAAGAAGAAAAUGAGAUUAUUCAGCGGGCAUUGUCUGAUGACCUCUGCAAUCAGGUAACUUCACAUGCUGAAAGUUUAAAGAAAUUGGCUGUUGCAUUGGCGGAGUUGGAUGUGUCCUCUUCUCUGGCAGUUCUCGCUGUUAAACGAGGUUAUGUUAAACCCAUCAUUGGAAAUCAAAACGAAUUUCUUGUGAAAGGGGGUCGACAUCCGGUUGUAGACAUGCUUCAGCCUAACAGUUUUGUUUGUAAUGAUUGUGACCUGGGCAAAAAGAACCUCUGGAUUAUCACAGGUCCAAAUAUGGGUGGUAAGAGUACAUUUCUUCGUCAAAAUGCAUUGAUAGCCAUUCUUGCACAGGCAGGCUCCUUUGUUCCAGCACAGACCGCAAAGAUAGGUGUUAUUGAUCGACUAUUUGCACGCAUUGGGGCUACUGAUAAUCUAGUGCAACAUCAAUCUACCUUUAUGUCUGAGAUGCUUGAAACAGCUUUCAUCCUCGCACAAGCCACUGAGAAGUCCUUAGUUGUUGUUGAUGAAAUUGGUCGUGGUACAUCAGUGCUAGAUGGCGUGUCAAUAGCCUGGGCUGUAAUUGAACAUCUUCACAGCUCCAUUAGGUGCAGAACACUAGCCUCGACCCAUUACCAUCAACUGGGUAAACUGGCCCACAUUCUGCCGCAUGUUGACUGUUACCAUGUUACUGCUUUGCACUCCAAAGAUAGGUUAAGUUUCACAUAUAAAGUUAAUCACGGGUGUGAUCAAAAAUCCUUUGGUAUCGAUGUAGCAAAACUUGCAGGGGUCCCCAUAACAGUUGAGGCUCGUGCGAGGGAAAUUCUCCAGGUUUUAGAGGACAAAGGAAACAGUUUGGAGGUCACUUUGGAAGAGGACAAACUGGUUUCAGAAUCUUGGAAAACACAGAAAGGCAAAGAAAGCUCAAAUACAUCUCCUUUCAUCACAACAAAUGAUUUGCAGGCUGAAAAUGAAAUCACCAGAGUGCUUCUUGAGCUUAAUCCAGAGUUACUUACACCAAAGGAUGCUUUAGAAAUAAUAUAUGACCUACAUUUGAAGGCACAGUGUAAAUCCUCCCGAAAGAAUUACUAGUUAUUCUAACUACAUGUUAUUUCUACAAACCGCCACAAAUGGAUACCACAAAACCUUCAAGUGCGUCGUAGGGAGAUGAAGGAUAGGAUAUUCAUUGACAAAUGUAAAGAGGUAAUGCAUCACAAUACCAUGGUAAAAACAGGUGUAGUUGGCUCUGGAGUCCUUCUGACAUUGCCAUCCAUAAAGAGGAAAUAAGAAAUAAGAGCCAAAGCAACAAGGAAUUCUUCAAUCUGCUUCCUCGUAUACUUCAGUGUUUGCCUGGGUGUUUGCAAAUUACAUUUGUUUUUGGUGUGUGGAAAACUUAGUUGAAGUACUAAUGUUCAGGUUGACUUUGAGAAUGAAAUUUGCCAACAGUUGGCAAAAUACUACUGCAACGUUAAUAGUUUAAUAGUAUAAGAAUGGUAACAAUCCAACAAUGAUCGCUAACCCUUCAACCCUGAAGAGCAACUAGAAUCUAAUUUCUUAUCACAAUAUCAUCCCUGAACUAAACAUUAAGGUCAUAAGAAUAAAGGAAAUGAUCACCAACUGAAGUAGCUCGGGAUUUUUAAACAAAUUCUCCUUGUGGUGUAUGGGGAACAGUACGGAGAAUAUGAAUACUGAUGUAAGGGUGUAGAAGGUUAAACAACGAGCUAUGCCCAUCAUACCUUAGCAGAACUACUUUCACCCAGAUGAUCAGACUACAUGAUACCCACUAUCGGUUUCCACUGAUAAUCUACUUUUCACUACAUAACCUGCUGAGUUUUAUUUAAAAUUUGAUUAUACAACUCCACAAGUCCACAAUUUCAAUUUGCAUGCAUAUGAGAGUAAGAAAAACUGACUGAAGAUCUCUAAACCAAACUAUAGGCCUGAAAUAAUAUGGAAACACUUAUUUAUGGUGUCUUUGUUGUGGUUCAAUUUUAUCCUUGGUUCAAAUUUUAUUUUCUUCUGUUUCAAACUCAUUGUGAUACAUUACAAUACCCAAAAACAAAAGAAAACAAAAUCUGAACCAAGGAUGAAAUUGAACCACAACAUCUACUUGGAAGUUCAGCAGUGAGACCAUAAAAUAAAUAACAUCUUACAUGUCCAAAGUUUCAACAGAUUACAUAUUCAGCUACAGAAAAUAGAAAAAACAAACAACAUUCAAACAGAAUUGGUACCUAUUUACUUGAUAUGUGGGAAAAGAUCUAUUUUACAUAUUGAUUCAACCAGAUGCAACAUAGAUAGCAGACACUUUCACUAGUUCACCAAACUGAAUUCCUACUAUUUACUUUAAGACAUAAAUUUGACUUAAGCCAACCAAGGAGUUCGGGCCUUCCAACUGGCAGAGCUUAUAUUAGUUCCAUAAUGUUUAUACUUUUAAAUUAUAUGUGUCUAAAGGCCAAAAUGCGCCACAAGAGAAAAAUCUAAAGCAAAGUACUAGACCCAGGCAUGUACAGUAAGUGUCUCCUUAAUUUAAGUUUAAAGAUCGUACCUUCCAAGAGAGAGGUCGAUAUGUCCAGUCUAUCAGGUGGUAGUACAAUACCAAAAGACACUGAAUAAAUACUGUACUACCAUCGAUGCAACAAGAAAAGUUUGUUGUGGUCAAUGAUGCAACUAGAAUUACUUACUACAUCAGUGAAUUGCUAACAUUAAUUCAUUUUCAACUUUCUGCAUCGUUUUGGAUUAAGUGACAUGUGUUCCACCAGGCAAAAAGCACCAUACAUUUUGUAUCAUCAGGCACACCGUUAAGUGUAAGAAUCCUUUUUACUCUACACUAGACUCUAAAA
Pocillopora verrucosa is the source of this 4640-nucleotide messenger RNA. Its product is annotated as DNA mismatch repair protein MutS-like. The record is from RefSeq and is a predicted model, not a curated record. Gene Ontology annotation, biological process: mitochondrial DNA repair; mismatch repair. Gene Ontology annotation, molecular function: ATP-dependent DNA damage sensor activity; mismatched DNA binding; ATP binding. Lineage: Eukaryota; Metazoa; Cnidaria; Anthozoa; Scleractinia; Pocilloporidae. Gene Ontology annotation, cellular component: mitochondrion; nucleus.